ACAGCCCGUGUAUGGCCACUGACUGAGGUUUUGUUGUGUUGCUUAUGUUUGUUUUUAUUGAUAAACGCGAAUCUGGAAACCCCGAGCCAGAAUCGCUAUUUUUCUGGCAUCUCCAAUGUCUUUUGGUUCUAUCAAACAGAGUGUCGUGCGCAGCAAAUACCCUGGCGUGUUAUCAGUUCGGUGCUCGGCAAUUAAAUGUGUGCCCGUCCUUCGUAAUCGGAUUCGCUGUCUCUAGCCAUACGGCGCUCAGUACUGGCUGGAUGCGACUUGUUGGACAAUCCGAUUGGUGCUGGUGUUAGCUGAUACAGUAACUGCAAAGCACACUGAUAAAGUGGCAACAGGCACAGUCACAAGGCUCACCUUCGACUGAUUAGUAACAGAAGAAAAUUGAUAGUUUACGAAAGAUAUCCGUGCACAGUGCCAAAUGAGUGAUGGCAUCAAAUGCGAAGUGGAUAUGAAGAUGGAACCCUCAAGCCCCCCGGAGAAAGAUCGCAGCAUGUUUUCGCGUUGUUCGAGCGCGGGCAGCAUUCACACCCCGACGUCGUCGGCCCACAAUUCCGCCUUUUUGCCUUCUUCCUUCUCGCAAUAGAAGAUGAAGAAGAUUCGGGUGACAACAAGAGUACUACGCUCAGCUACAAAGAGCGCCGUCGUGAAGCGCACACGCAGGCAGAGCAGAAACGGCGCGACGCGAUCAAGAAGGGAUACGAUUCUCUCCAGGAACUAGUACCAACCUGCCAGCAACCGGACGCUUCUGGAUACAAGCUCAGCAAGGCAUCGGUACUGCAGAAAUCGAUCGACUACAUCGGCUAUUUGUUGCAGAACAAGAAAAAACUUGAGGAGGAACGAGCCUCGCUUCAGAAGGAAGUGAUGGCGCUGCGGAUUAUACAGAAGAACUACGAGCAUAUGCUGCAGCAUCAGCAGGCUUCACCAGGACGCACUGAGGCGCGCCUUAGCGAUGACGUUAAGUUUCAAGUGUUCCGUGCCAUCAUGGAUGAAAUGUUUCUCACGUUCGAGCAGCUGCCAAUGAGCGACUUUGCUGAACUGACGUCCGGCGUGAUACCUUGGUUAGAGGAGCACUGUAAGCCGCACCUACUGCGAGAUGUGGUGAAUCGAAUGUUAUCGAACAUUACGACCAGCUAUGCUAUGCAAGGAGCGUCUGAUGGGCUCGGUAGCAGUAGUGAAAUGAGCACAAUGUAGGACCAUUAAUCAAAUACUGCUAUUUGGGAUUAUUAUUUUCAAGCCUGUACUAAGUCACGAACUAGGUGACACAAAUUGUUAUAGCAAAUUGUUUUCUUUCAGUUCUAGUUGUUCAGUUCCAUAUGCCCAGAGACAGGCAUGUAUAGGAAUACUACAUGUUAUUUUUUAUUGUAUAGUAUAUUUUAUUAGAUGGCUAGUAGUAACUAAUGAAUAAAACAUGUCUCGAACGCGAAAAAGACCAUGCUUUUCGG
Anopheles bellator is the source of this 1448-nucleotide messenger RNA. RefSeq names its product max-like protein X (gene bigmax). Gene Ontology annotation, molecular function: DNA-binding transcription factor activity, RNA polymerase II-specific; protein dimerization activity; RNA polymerase II cis-regulatory region sequence-specific DNA binding. Gene Ontology annotation, biological process: regulation of transcription by RNA polymerase II. The coding region runs from base 442 to 1197 and encodes 251 amino acids. The record is from RefSeq and is a predicted model, not a curated record. NCBI's taxonomy places the organism in Eukaryota, Metazoa, Arthropoda, Insecta, Diptera, Culicidae. Gene Ontology annotation, cellular component: nucleus. The transcript has 3 exons.